AUGAUGCUUCCGUAUGCAGUACUAAUAGCCAUUUUAGGCCUUUCCGUCUCGCAUGGUUUUGUUCUCCAACCAUGGGCUGGAAAUACUGGCUGCAAUGAUCCAAAAUAUUGGUGCCAGAGUAUUGAAACUGCAAAGGAGUGUGAGGUGCUAGAGUACUGCCAAAUUGGAUGGGAGAGGAGCCAAACGAAAGACCAGACUGGAAAUAUUGGUAUCAGAAGCCCAAAACCAGAUGCAUCACCAGUUAAAGUUACCCUUUACUACGAAUCUUUGUGCCCUGACUGCAGGCAGUUCAUCUUGGAUCAGUGGUUCUCAGCAUUCACCAAAUUAUACAGUUCUGGCAUUUUGGAUGUUGAUUUAGUUCCAUAUGGUAAUGCAAGGGAAUACCAGUAUGGUGGACAAUGGAUAUUUUACUGCCAGCAUGGUGCAAAUGAAUGCCUUGGAAAUUUGAUUGAGACUUGUGCCAUCCAUGCUGCUGGUAAUGCUUCUGUUUAUGCCCCAUUUAUUCACUGCAUGGAAUAUUAUGGACCAACAACAAGCAAUUUGCAAUAUUGUGCCACCACAAGCCAUAUGGAUUAUGCUACUAUCAACAGCUGUGUACAGGGUAGCCUUGGAAAUCAAUUGCAGCAUCAGAUGGCAUUGAAAACGGACGCUUUAAACCCACCGCAUCAGUAUGUGCCGUGGAUAACGGUCAACGGGGUGCAUACAGAUCAAAUACAGAACGCAGUACAAACAAACAUGUUGGGAUAUGUUUGCUCCAUGUACCAAGGCACAAAGCCAGCAGUUUGCUCCAGCAAAACCGUUAAACGUGCCAAGGUUUGCUACAAAGACUGAAUUUUGCAAAAUCGUUGUUAUUUAAUUUUUUUGAUAUAAAAAUGAAACCUGAUGUGAAUAAUUUUCGAAGAAAUGUUCCCGCUUCCCUUGUAUUAAAUUGUGUAGGUAUAAAACACAUGAAGUACUAUUCUCAAAUAA
Rhopilema esculentum is the source of this 969-nucleotide messenger RNA. RefSeq names its product gamma-interferon-inducible lysosomal thiol reductase. The record is from RefSeq and is a predicted model, not a curated record. Gene Ontology annotation, molecular function: oxidoreductase activity, acting on a sulfur group of donors, disulfide as acceptor. Lineage: Eukaryota; Metazoa; Cnidaria; Scyphozoa; Rhizostomeae; Rhizostomatidae.